Xyrauchen texanus (razorback sucker) is the source of this 6211-nucleotide messenger RNA. RefSeq names its product autism susceptibility gene 2 protein-like. The record is from RefSeq and is a predicted model, not a curated record. Lineage: Eukaryota; Metazoa; Chordata; Actinopteri; Cypriniformes; Catostomidae. The transcript has 20 exons. Bases 837 to 4664 code for a protein of 1275 amino acids.
CAACGACUCGCGGAGUGUAGCAGCGUCGCUUCCUUGCAGGAUUUAAUUGUUUCUGCAAAAAAAAUCGCUUUUGUUUUGCUUUCCCAAGAAGCUCACUUUCCGAAUGCAAACGACUCGAUCGGACGACCCUCCUCCACUCGCCAGGGUUUGCCUGUGUUGGUUUUGUCCUGCAGGAGAAAAGGCAGGCUUUGUGUUUUGGUGGAUCUAGAGCUGGAGAAGGAGGCAGUGCCAGGCACUGCUGCUGCUGCUGUGGGCUGAACCGGCCACGGUGCGUGAGAUUCACUGACGGAGAGAGAGAGAGAGAGAGAGGGAGCGAGCGAGGAAGAGAGGCAGAUAAAAAGGACUCAUGGAAGACAGCAAGCGAGCAUGAUAUCCAGCAGAGACGGAGGAUGGGAAGUUGUCAGACUGCACUUACACUGAGUGUUGGAUCAGUGAGGACUACCAUGUGGAGACCUGGUACAGCUCUGUUGGAAGACACUUCAAGUGAUCUGCUUGUUUAUUUCACCUAAACUUGGGCUGAAAUUGAUGAUUAUUGGAUACUUUCCAGUUUGGUAACCACCAGCAGGAUUUGGAUUUCUGUGCUUGUGGAUAUAUGUGUUUAUCCCUUUGGAAUCAUAUGUGUGUAUUGUAUGUCAAAAACAGUUGCAUAGCAUCACCAGAUAUUUGGAUUUGGAAAAUCGCACCUCUUUCACUGGAGUACAGUUUUUGAGCUUUCUCUUACAGGUAUUUUGGGGGAAUUGUAGUAGUUAAAGCACUCUCAAACCUGCAACCAACACUAAGAGAGGUCUUAGAGCCUCCUAGCAGGAAGUGUUUAGUUGAGUUUGUCAUCCGGUGAAAUGGAUUGUCCACGUCGCAGUGGGAUCCGGAAAAAGCGGAAGUCUCGGUCUGUGCGAGACCGGGCGCGCAUAUCUAAUGGGAUGAGGAAUAACCAUGUCCAUGGCUCCGUGCAUCGAUUCUCCUCAGAUUCUGAGAGGGAAGACCGUAUCAACCCAUCUUCCUCUCGACCCAGGCCACCGAGGAGGAAGAGGAAGGUGUCUAUGUCAGCCGAGGAGGACAUCAUAGAUGGAUUCUCAAUAUCAGGAUUUAUAACAUUGGAAGCUCUUGAGAAGGACAUGACUCUGAAGCCCCAUGAACGGAGGCAGAACCAGGCAGGACCGCUGCGCAAGAAGAAGCCCAGUAGAGGUCUGAAUGGUCUGAACUUCGACCUGCACAAGAACCGGUCCAAACACAUCAACCACCAGCACCAUCACUCUGACCAGGAGAACAACCCUCAUCUGGCCCACACACACGGCAAGAAGAAGAAAAAAUUGCAGAAGACGCACAGACCGCUGAAGCCUGGCCAGAACAACUGCAAAGACAGUGAUAGUGAGAGCGUCAGUGGAGAGUCCAAACCCUCCAUCCGGAGCAGCUCCAGAGACAGACUGACCGACUGUGACAGUGAGAGUGACCAAGAAGACAAGGGCUCAGAUGCCAGCUCAGAGAAACUCUUCAGCACAGCUGCAAUUAAAGUUCCAGAUUUUAGCGUUGAUGCGCUCUCCAUCAAUGCCAGCCAGGAGCUGCGAGGCCUGGGAAUUCCCAAGGUGUCAGGCCUAGAGCGCAGCCAAGAGAAGAGCCAGGAGACUUCCGGUGAACUCCCCUCGGCCACCCCGUCACUGGUGCCCACCUCCCAUCCCAAACCUCCCCUCCCCUCCCCUCUUCACCUCCAGUCACCCCCCUCCAAACGGGCAUUACCUUUGCCCCCGAGCCCAGCCCAAACCCAGCACUCAGAGCACCCACUUAGACCGUUGACGCCCUCUACCACUCUGCCUCUCAACCAAGGCCACAAGCCCUCUCAGGCAGCCCCACCCCAGCCUCUGCAACCACCUGAGACGCCUUCGCACCCUAGGGCACCCCCAGCUACGGGCAACUAUCACCACCCGCCAUCACAAGCACUACCAGCCCAGCAGAACCCCACCCAACCUGCACAGCACAGGCCACCUUCGUGGUGCCACCAACGCCCGGUUUCAGCCUACAACAGCAGCAUUAGCCUCAACAGCCUGAGCAGUAGUCGAAGCAGCACUCCAGGGAAGCCGCUGGGCCCCUCUCCAGCCCCUCAUCUGCACCAUCACCAACCCUCCUUCCCCCUGCCCUUGCCGACGACCCCCACUGCCUCUCACACCUCCCCCCCCUCCCUGCCGUCCUCCACUAUUCCUCAUCACACCAAUAUGUUUGCGUCGCCUGCUGCUCUGCCUCCACCUCCUCCUCUCACCUCAAACACUCUGCCGGUCCCCGGACACCCAGCUGGGAGUGCCUAUUCAGAACAAGACCUUCUCCGGCAGGAAUUAAACACUCGUUUCCUUGCAUCUCAGAGUGCGGAUCGUGGGGCGUCACUGGGUCCCCCUCCAUACUUGCGGACUGAGUUCCACCAGCACCAACACCAGCAUCAACAUCAGCACCAGCACACACACCAACACACACACCAGCACACAUUCACCCCUUUCCCCCACGCCAUCAUGCCCACGCCUGCACCGCCCAUGUUUGACAAAUACCCCACUAAAGUUGACCCGUUCUACAGACACAGCCUGUUCCACUCGUACCCCCCAGCUGUGUCUGGCAUUCCGCCCGUCAUCCCCCCAACAGGGCCCUUCGGAUCUCUGCAGGGAGCGUUCCAGCCCAAGACAUCAAACCCUCUAGACGUGGCAGCCAGGCCUGGAGCUGUCCCACACACACUCCUUCAGAAAGACCCAAGGCUGACGGAUCCGUUCCGGCCGGUUCUCAGGAAACCAGGAAAGUGGUGUGCUAUGCAUGUCCAUAUUGCUUGGCAAAUUUACCACCACCAACAGAAAGUAAAGCAGCAGAUGCAGGUUGACCCACACAAGCUGGACUUUGGCCUCAAACCAGAGUUCCUAUGUCGACCCCCUGGCCCAACUCUGUUUGGAGCUAUCCAUCACCCACAUGACUUGGCACGACCUGCAACGCUUUUCACAGCAGCAGGGUCCACACACCCCUCAGCUGCACCUUUCGGACACCCUCCACAUCACCCUAGCAACUUUCUUACCCCAGCACCUCACUUGGAUUUGUUCUUGCAAUGCCACAACAAAUUACAGGGAUGCAAACUCAUGAGGGGUGAAAAAGAACCCUUCAGCAGACCACCUUCAUUUGGAGGUCUAGCCUCAUUAAGCACUGCAGCCUUUGGUGGGCUGGGAAAUCCAGCACUCACACCCAACUCUGUAUUUGGCCAUAAAGACACACCCAGCGCACAGCAGCACUUCAGUGGGCCCCACGAGCCAUGGAACAGACUCCACCGCACUCCUCCUUCCUUCCCGACCCCACCUCCCUGGCUCAAACCUGGGGACUCUGAACGGAGCACGUCAGUCAGCUCCCAUGAGAGAGACAGAGAGAGGGACAGGGAGAGAGAACGUGACAUGGACAAAAGGGACUCCUCAGUCAACAAGGAUGAUAAGGAGCGGGAGCCCACAGAGAAGAGACACCAGACUCACCCAUCACCAAUUCCUGUUAACCCCCUCACUUUAUUGGGCCACACCCGGCCUUCUGAAACCUCCCGGAACCACGUCCCCUCCAGCGAGCCUCGGGACAAGGACAAGCCCAAAGAUCGGGAGCGAGAACGCGAGCACUCUGACUGGAAAGACUCCAACACAGAUGAACACAAAGAAAAGGAGAAUCACCACAGCGACAAAGACACUCCUGUUAUCCAUGAUGGUCGGAUUCAAGAAGACAAGCCAGCCAGUCGGGUUACAGCAUCACCCUACAUACGCCCAGCUGGCCUAGAGCGGGUGAAUGGUGGUCUGAAUCGAGAGCUUGUGGAGAAGAAGGGGGAGAUUACAUAUGAAAAGAAAAACAGUGAGGUGAAAGUGAAAGAGGAGAGAAAAGAGGAGCAGGACGGUCCCAUAGAGAGAUCCCCGGAGCAAAGAUCAACACCUCAGGCCCCUCCUGCCCCUGCUGUUCACCCGCCAUCUUCAAUGCCAGUACAUAUGGGAAUGGCCAGCAUGCAUCCCAUAAACAGUAUCAGUAGCCUGGAGAGGACUCGGAUGGUGGCACCCUUCAUGGGCAUUAGCCCCAUCCCAGGUGCAGAGAGGUUCCCUUACCCUGCCUUUCACUGGGAUCCAAUGAGGGACCCUUACAGGGGACUAGACAUCCACCGGAGAGAUCCGUUAGCUCGGGAUCUGCUCCUAAGGAAUGAUCCUCUACACCGGUUAGCAGCACCGCGGCUUUAUGAAGCAGAGCGCUCGUACCGGGACCGCGAGCCUCAUGACUUUAACCGAGACCACCCUCAUGGACUGACUUUGGAACAGCGGCGGGAACAAGAGAGGGCACACCUAGAAGAGAGAGAGCGGCUACACUUGCUCAGAGAGGACUUUGAGCAGGGGCGUCUACACCCUAUGCAUUACCCUGCUUUGGACGGACACCUCCCUCACCCUGGUCUCAUGGCCCCAGGACUACCUAACAUGCACUACCCUCGCAUUCACCCCUCCUCUGCAAUGGUUGCUGCCGCCCAGAAUGGAAUCCUGAACAAAAACCCUCCCACUGCAUCACUCAGUGCCCCACCCCCUCUUAUACCAAGCCUCGGAGCACGAUCCACCUCUCCCAGACGGACUACCCCACACAGCACUAAUAUUAGAGACAGACCCCCUUCACACACGCACAAAGACAUUGAGGCACGGUGAGGCUGAACACAUACACACACGUGUGUGCCCCUAACUUGUGUCUGACAGACUUCAUCCUUUAAGUGGAACUCAAAACAAGCACUUGAUACUGGACUGAGACUGUAUCAUAUCUGUGAAUAGAUUGAUGAGUUUUUGUGUUGAUGUUUUGUUUUUUUGUAUAAACACAUGAAAUACUGAGAGUUUUCAUGAUCUUUUAUCCCAUUUGCUCUGGCUUAAGUGUGUAUUCUUAAACAUGUACAGUACACUGAUCUCGAGCAAGUGGACCAACCUUAGAUCUUUAACCUUGGAAACCCAAAAAAGAUGAUUUUGGAAUGUACAGGUACCUCAAUACAUUGCAAAAAGGCUAAACUUGUAGAUAUGUGCAUAGUCUGUGUUUCUUUCCAUAAUAAAAAAAAAAAAUCAAGGUACAAAUAUGCAAAUGGUUGUUAUGAAAGCUUUACUUUUGAAUGGCUGUACAUAGUGGGCAGUGAUCAAACAGAGAGUGUGCAUUCUCACAGACUUGUUUUAAGUUUAAAUUUUAUGGUUUUUAAGGAUCCUAUUGUCCAAGAGGCCACAUCCCUUCUUUCAACUAUGCAACUCAUGCGUGGGCUCUCUCUCUCUAUCACUUUUUUCUCUCUCUACCAUUUUCUACUAAACCCUCUCAUUCUCCUGACUCACUCUCUGUACACUCUUGAUGACUGAAGCAACAGUACAUACUUACACAUGAAUCAGAUUGUUACUAGACAGGGCUUGUCAAUGACAAGUAUUACUCAAAUUGAGGCUCAAUCUGACAAACAGAUUACAGCACUUCACUAAUAUGAUAUUCCCUAAAUCUGGAUCUAUUAACAUGCUUUUUUAUUUUUGUCAAUAUAUAAAAGUCUUUGCGGACAAUCCUUACAAAUGCAACAAGGUUUCCAGAACCUAACUCUACUAGUAUCAAAGAUAGAAUGGAUAUUGCUUCCCUACAUUAAAAGUCAGGUAAUUUGAAUGAAAGACAUGCAAACCUGACAAGACCUGCCAUCUUAUCACAAGUCAGUGUGAAACCUGAAUGAAGUAAAACAAUUUACAAUUGGUCUGUGUAUAAAAGUGUGAUGUAUCUACAAAAUGAAAUAGUAAGAAAUGGGCAGUUUGUUUUUAAUGAGCAGAGAUCUAUUUUAGUAGUCCAUGGGAGGGUUAGUUGUGCGCUUUUGAACUGUGAAAUUCAGAUGUUGUGCAGUGCUUUUUCUUUCAUUUCUCGUUUAAUUUUUUGUUUUCUUAAAAUCAAACAUUAAAAUGUCCACUGAAGCAGUAGUGGGUAGUCAAUACGUAUUGCAAAGAGAUUGUAAAGAACUUUUUUGCUGUUUAUCAUGUACGUAAAAAAAUUAAGUCCUUUCUAGAUCAUGUACAAAAAAGGGUGAGGCGACUCAGCAUGCUCCUCAGUUAAACUUGUGUUAUGUAAAUUGUGCUAUGUUAUUAAAAAAUGUGAACUAAUCCUGUCUUCACGUUUUUGUUUCUUAGCACCUGCUGUCAUAACUAAUUCUGUGAGCAGAUGGCAAAAGCUGUAUAUUUAUGAAAAAUUUUAUAUACAC